AUUCAGGGGUCUCUUGGAAAAGAGGAAAACCCGUCAACGAGCUACAUCUCCGCCGGCCACCGCGAAUCCGCUCCAUCGCCCAGGCCGCAUCCAUGCCCCGCUGACCAGAGAGCUCGCGUGUUUUCCCAACACCAAAGCCUCCGCACUCGAACGAGGAGGUACGAGACGAGAUGGAGGCGGCGGCGGCGGCGGCCACGAGAAUACGAGAUCCAGUCGCUCUACUGCGGAAUAGCUUCAACUGAUUUGGGUGCUAACUGCUGAGCGAGCGAGUCUUGUCUAUCUUGUUUGCGUGACUCGAUGGAUAUAAUCUGUGGGCUCUCGCCAUCAUUCAAAGCCGAGACCUCGCCUAUCGUUGGAGAUAUUGAUCCCCUACCUCCGAGAAUUUACGUCAAAUCCUCUGUGCUUUGAAGGUUUGAUCAUGUGCUAAUCCAUUGCGGAUUCCUUGUUGACGUGAAGGCGUUGAUGGGAGCAAUAAGGGGAUGUCAGCACAUUGGGAAAGCGCCAGAGCAGGAGGGAAAGCUACUUCAGCAGCGGAUUCUGGAAUGUGACAAUGCCGUGAAGCCUAGCCAUCCGAGUAAUUAGGGGUGGUGGAGCUGAAUUUUGCAGAGACUGCAAGGCAAUGCAUGAGAAGAGUGUAUGAUAGGCAGGCGAAGGUGUACAGGAGGUGGGGGAAAAGGCAGUCAAAUCGACGCCUCCCAAUGAUCCACGGACUAUAUAUAUGGAUCUUGAUGGCAGCAAUGCACGCAUUGCUAACUACUUUGACAUCAUCGCUGGUACAAGCACAGGUGGCCUCAUUACUGCUAUGCUAGCUACUCCAUCACUGAGCAAUGCUAAGCAACCAUGCUAUGAGGCCAAGGAUAUUGUGCCAUUUUAUCUCAAGCAUUGUCCUCACAUCUUUACAUGCAGGACCGGAUUUUUCUGUUGGUUAUGGAAGAUCGUACACAUAAUUAAGCUGAUCAUUGGGCCGAAAUACAACGGUAAGUACCUCCACAAAAUAAUCAAUGAUCUGCUUGGUGAGACGAGAGUGAAGGAAACAUUGACAAAUGUUGUGAUUCCUACUUAUGAUGUUAAAUGUGUAAAGCCAACAAUAUUCAGCACAUUUAAGGCAAGAUCUAGUUCCUUGAUGGAUGCUCGUCUUGCUGAUGUGUGUAUUGGCACAUCUGCAGCACCAACCAUUCUCCCUGCACACUAUUUUGAAACUGUGGAUUAUCACACUGGUGCAUCACGCAGUUUCAACAUUAUUGAUGGGGGCCUUGUCGCAAACAAUCCGACUCUAGUGGCAAUCAGUGAGAUAACAGAGCAGAUCCGGCUGAGGAGCAAGGAAUUCCCUGAAACCAAACCCUUGGAUUACCAUAGGUAUCUGGUAAUAUCAUUAGGCACAGGUCUUCCAGAGCAAGACAUCAAGUUUGAUGCAUUGCAUGUUGCCAAGUGGGGAUUUUUUGAAUGGCUUGGCCGGCACUUUACCAUGCCUUUGCUGCUCAUGUUCUUACAUGCUAGCUCAGACAUGACUGACAGUCAUGUUGCGAACCUUUUCAAAUCAAUCGGAUGCUCAGACCAACUGUUGCGCAUUCAGGACCACAACAUACCAAUAGCGUCUGUGUCAGCUGACCUCACAACAGAGAAGAAUCUUCAAGGGCUAGUUAAAAUUGGAGAAAACCUCCUGCAAAGGCCACUAAGCAAGGAUGAUUGCAAGAUCAACCUCGAGCCAAUACCAAAAGAUAGCUGCACUCUAACCUAUGCUGAUCUGCUCACACGGUUUGCAAAGCUCCUUUCUGAUGAGAGGAAGUUUAGGCUCCAGAACAUAGAACUGGAUGCGAGGGUCUUAGCGAACCAUGAAACGUGAGCUCUUCAGAACACAUGGUCCAUGCCCAUCUUAGCAAUUCGUGUCGAUUACUAUAAGCAGUUGUGUGUAUUACAUGUUCUUGAGUGUGUAAAUGGUAAAGUGAUGUGUUAGCUCAGAGCCCUUUAUAAUUGGACAAACUGUAAUGCCUUGGCACGCCGGGCUAUCUAGCUGUGUGUAACGUGAGUGUGAAACUAUGUCAUGGUGUGGUGAACUGGUGGAUCAGCAUCCUAGGCUGUAAAUUACUAUCUGUUGCUCGUAUUGAAAAUAAAGUAUGCUGUGAUUAUUCCAGCAGUCCAGCUCUCUAA
Panicum virgatum (switchgrass) is the source of this 2148-nucleotide messenger RNA. Its product is annotated as patatin-like protein 1. Lineage: Eukaryota; Viridiplantae; Streptophyta; Magnoliopsida; Poales; Poaceae. The transcript is spliced from 7 exons. Gene Ontology annotation, biological process: lipid metabolic process. The record is from RefSeq and is a predicted model, not a curated record. Gene Ontology annotation, molecular function: glycerophospholipase activity; monoacylglycerol lipase activity. The coding region runs from base 719 to 1843 and encodes 374 amino acids.